Messenger RNA from Mizuhopecten yessoensis (Yesso scallop), 2394 nucleotides. Its product is annotated as monocarboxylate transporter 4-like. NCBI's taxonomy places the organism in Eukaryota, Metazoa, Mollusca, Bivalvia, Pectinida, Pectinidae. Bases 158 to 1600 code for a protein of 480 amino acids. The record is from RefSeq and is a predicted model, not a curated record. Gene Ontology annotation, molecular function: monocarboxylic acid transmembrane transporter activity. Gene Ontology annotation, biological process: monocarboxylic acid transport; transmembrane transport. The transcript has 5 exons.
GAUAGGACGCACGUGAUUUGCUUCCGAAGGUGGGGUCAUAGCGGAAGGGGAUCGCAGGCGCAAGAAGCCUAGUCAUAUCAGCUGAGAGGGAAUGGUAGAGGACUAAAUGGUUGUAAGAUGGUAAUACGAUAGUGAAAUAAGACACAACAAAGCGAAGAUGGAAAAAACGGACGGAGCUUGGGCUUGGGUAGUCGUCGUAGCAGCUGCCUGUAUUCGGAUCAUCGUGUAUGGCAACUCGUACACUUCCGGUAUUGUGUACUACGUUAUAUUGGACGUGUUCGGAAAGAGUAGGGCUGAGACGUCAUGGGUUGCUUCUGUCAUCACAGCAGCUACAUUCGCAACAUGUCCUGUAUCGGGUGUAUUGGUGAAUCGGUUUGGUAUGAGGAACGUGGCACUCGUCGGCGGCAUCGUGGCAUCUUGUGGCCUUAUGGCGAGUUCAUUUGCUGCAAGUCUACCAGUCUUGACCUUAUGUUACGGCGUCAUCACAGGAAUCGGAUGCGGACUCACAUUUAUACCAGGUAGUGUAGCAGUCGCAAGAUAUUUCACCAAACGGAGGAAUAUCGCAAUGGGUGUUGCUGCAGCAGGGGGUGGGGUUGGAGCAUUUGCCUUUCCACCAAUCAUCAACUACCUGAAUGAUAAAUAUUCUUGGAAGGGCAUGUUCAUGAUUUUAUCUGGAAUAUCCUUAAACAUGUGUGUUUUUGCCUUACUUUACCGACCUGUGACGUCACCUAACAACAACAACGACGAGGUGUCGGACCAGGAGCAGCCAAUCGCAGAGAAGAAAGAAACAGAAAGAAAGAAAAAUGUUUGGACAUUUUUAAAAUUAAGCGAUUUUUAUGUUCUUGGUCUAAAUAAUAUUUUGUAUCAACUAGGUGCUACAAUAAUAUACGGACAUUUAGGAACGUAUGUUAGUCGGCAGCUGAAGUUUGACAAAGUAUAUGCCUCCAUGUUAUAUUCCAUUAUUGGAAUAACAGUAAUGUUUUUCAAAGUUGGCCAAGGAAUCGUGAUUCAGUACCCCAGGUGGAGGUUGUUCCAACCCUACCAGCAGUAUAUAUUUUGGUAUAGUCUUGGGGGAGUGUCCACAAUUGUCUUUCUACUUAUAGACAUCGGAUACGCCGGCCUUGUUGUGUUUUCCUUUUUGUUUGGGGCUAGCUAUGCUUCCUGUGGAGGUUCUCUUAUCCCUGCGAUUCUGAUAGAAAUGUCAGGAGUAGACCAGUUCACAUUGGCUUAUGGAAUCAUUCUAUUCGGCCAGGCGAUUGGAAUGCUUUUCGGUCCGGUUUUAGCAGGUGUUCUAUUCGAUACGUUGAAAGCGUAUGACGCUGCUUUUGUUUUGGCGGGAGUGUUGAUGAUACUCAGCGCGGGCAUCAUGAUCUUCCCCUGCCGGAACUACAAAGCGACAGAAACAAAGACUGACGUCACAUAUAUUGUCACACACGAUCAGCAGCUAGACGACGUCGAUGACUCAAGGAAGUAUGUUCGCGAGGAACAUGAAUUGACUAAUCCAAGCAACGAUCCAAUGCAAUCUACUUUAACAAAACGAAAUGGUGUGCUAACCGUAACAGAAGCAGAGGAGGCAGCCAGUUUAAUCGAAUCUUCGUAAUUGUAUUAAGCAAGCAUAGUAGACAUUAAUUCUUGAAUUGAUUCUUUCAUAUUCUGAAAUUGUUCGGACAAGUUAAGGUAGUAAUCAUAAGUAAUCUUUUUUACAUUUUGUUAAAAAGUGUGCAACUUAUUGUCUGUGUAAAAUCUCAUUUGAAUUAUGGUCUACAUAAUGUUUUGAAACAAAACAUGAACCAUCGUUCUUAUAAUGGUAUAAAAGUGCACUUUUGAACAUGAAUAAUAUAGCGCAUAUACUAAUAAGAUUACUAAUAAUAAUGAUAAACCAGAUUCAUUAGCAAUGCAUAUUCGGAAAACAGCGUUCUACUGACACGUACGUGGACAAAGAAAGUUGAUUAUCUUGUACAGAUAUUUUCUUUGGGUUCAUAAUGGUGGAUAUAUCCAAUGAUAAUUAAAACACACGGAUUUGUUUACCAUUUUUCAUAUGAUAGUUUAUAGGGAAAAUGUCUAAACAUAAUAAUAAUAAUAACAAAUCGACGUCUGAAUGACGGAGUUUUAAUAAGUGUUCUUUGUAUUUGAAAAAACAAAACCUGUUUUAGAUAAAUUUACUUUUUGUUGAUGACAGUGCCUCAGUAUAUAACAAAAGGAACCGGCUGUUCAAGGAAGUACAUUAGUAAGUUAAAGUCGACAUACAUGUUAAACAGAGUAGGUAUCGAAUACGAUAGGCUCAUGACUAUUUCUGGCCCUCUGAUCUGUCUAUGGUCAUAUAUUUACAUUUGUCUGCAUCCUUCCAUUAUAAUGCAUUGCGGAGACAAAUGUUGUUAUGGGACUAUAACAACA